AUGAUGUUUGUAGCCCUUGUAUUUAUAAUCGGAACUGUUGGAGCAGGUCCAACCUCUGAAGAAUGCCCGAGAAUCCUAGAUGCGGCCGGAGUAUCGAAGAUGUUUGCCCCAAUGGUAGCACAUAGCAUACAUUCAUUGACACUAGAGGGUAUCCGUUACUUUUUCAAGGAGGAUGCUACGGAGGAAAAUGGCGUCCCAACAGUAAAUAUGGAUCUGAUGAGCGACACGAGGAUUCUACCCAUUGCACCUUUAGCAGGGUAUGAUGAAGACUUCUCGACACAGAGCAUGAAGACAUUCGACUUGGUGAUGAGGAACAUGAACAGAACCUGGUGGGGUCUCACCAAUUACAACACCCUCGAUAAACUGACCCACGCUUUUCAUAUGGCUGAGGUCUGGGACAGCGCCGCCGAACAGUACAGAUUGGUAAAACGACUACUGGACCCUGAGUCUGAUAUCUGUGGUUGUGCAACCAAUGUUGCAGAGAACAAUGUCCUGAACUAUCUGAAUCUCAUGGCCUUCAAGAUCAAGUACCCUGGAAUUACCUCUGGAAACAAAACCCUUACAGAUCAUUACCUCGAAUCUAGAGAGAGACGAUCAGCUGACACGAUGUACAGGUACUGUCCAGGUACUGUCCGACCAAGAAUCGGUGAGGGGUCACAAGCAGACUUUGAUGGAAUUGACUUUGAUCUCUCCGAUAUUGAGCUGCUGAAAGAUAUUGCAGAAAAGCUAGUAGAUGAUGGAGGAAUUAUAUCAGUGCACGUGGAUAGUACAGAACACUGGGAAGUGUGGAGGAAGAAGAUGAAGCAUGGUAUGGGGGAGUCAGCAUACUACGAUCUGGCUGUGUUCAUGUUCUGCAUGCUCAACUAGACUAGAUCCGGACUAUGGGGUCUGGACACUAAGAAUUGUAUGUUAAUGAUAUAAUAAUAAGAUACGGACACUUUUUGUUACAUUUUAUCGUAGGGUAUAGAUUAUGCAAUUAUAUAAGGGUUAACCUUACUUUGAUUUGAUAAAGUAGUAUUAAAACCAUUAUACUAUGAGAUUUUCUAAGGUUGUCAAUAAUUUUAUUGUAAUUUGGGGAAAAUUCAUUGAAUUUGAUGCAUCA
This is a messenger RNA of Bolinopsis microptera, 1102 nucleotides long. RefSeq lists its product as uncharacterized. NCBI's taxonomy places the organism in Eukaryota, Metazoa, Ctenophora, Tentaculata, Lobata, Bolinopsidae. The coding region runs from base 1 to 867 and encodes 288 amino acids. The transcript has 6 exons. The record is from RefSeq and is a predicted model, not a curated record.